AUCAUUGAAGCGCUUAAACUGGAAGAGUUCGUAAAUAAGGAGAACUGUGGAAGAGAAUUGCAUGCAAUCAUUUCAUUAAAAUGGCUCACAAUUACGUUGUCACGGCGCACAAGCCAACGGCCGUGAAUGCAUGCGUAACUGGUAAUUUUACAUCACCAGAUGACCUUAAUUUGAUUAUUGCAAGAAAUACUCGGAUGGAAAUAUACGUAGUGACACCAGAAGGUCUUCGUCCAGUAAAAGAAGUUGGUAUUUAUGGUAGAAUUGCCGUCAUGGAAUUGUUCAGACCACCUGGAGAGUCCAAAGAUUUGAUGUUUUUGUUGACACAAAGAUACAAUGCCAUGAUCCUAGAGUGCAACCAAAAUGGUGAAAACAUUGACAUCAUCACAAGAGCACAUGGCAAUGUACAGGAUAAAAUAGGUCGAGCAUCAGAGACGGGAAUAAUCGGAAUCAUUGACCCCCUGUGUCGUGUGAUAGGUCUCAGGCUGUACGACGGACUGUUUAAAGUUAUCCCACUAGAGAGAGACAACAAGGAACUUAAGGCUUUUAAUAUUAGAUUAGAGGAACUAACUGUUAUUGACAUUCAAUUCCUUCAUGGCUGUACAACACCCACUCUGAUCCUCAUUCACCAGGAUCAACAUGGGCGCCAUGUUAAAACGUACGAGAUUUCACUCCGAGACAAAGAAUUUCAGAAAGGGCCGUGGAAGCAAGAUAACGUGGAAACAGAAGCAUGCAUGCUUAUCGCAGUACCAGAGCCAUUUGGUGGAGCACUAAUCAUUGGACAGGAGUCCAUCACCUAUCACAAGGGAGAUAACUUUAUCCCUAUUGCUCCUCCUGCUAUAAAGCAAAGCACACUUACGUGUUACGGGAAAGUGGAUGCCAAUGGUUCCCGUUACUUACUGGGGGACAUGAUGGGGAGAUUAUUCAUGCUGAUGCUGGAGAAAGAAGAGAAGAUGGACUCCACAGUGACUGUCAAAGACCUCAAGGUGGAACUCCUGGGAGAGACUACAAUAGCUGAAUGUAUUACGUACUUGGACAAUGCAGUAGUGUAUAUUGGGUCCAGGCUAGGAGAUUCCCAGCUUGUGAAGCUGAAUGUUGAACCAGAUGAGAAUGGAUCUUAUGUACAGGAAAUGGAGAGGUUCACAAAUCUUGGUCCUAUCCUUGAUAUGUGUGUGGUUGACCUUGAAAGACAAGGCCAAGGACAGCUUGUCACUUGCUCUGGUGCAUACAAGGAGGGCUCACUGAGGAUUAUCCGUAAUGGUAUCGGAAUUCACGAACAUGCCAGUAUAGAUUUACCUGGAAUUAAAGGCAUUUGGUCACUAAGAGUGAACUCACCAGAGUAUGACAACAUGAUAGUGCUAUCCUUUGUUGGACAAACCAGAGUGUUAAUGCUAAAUGGAGAAGAAGUUGAAGAAACAGAACUGUCUGGUUUUGAAUCGGAUCAGCAGACUUUCCUCUGUGCCAAUGUAGUACACAACCAACUUCUACAAAUAACUCCUCAAUCUGUGCGACUCAUCAGCUGUGACAACCAGAAACUGCUGAAGGAGUGGAAACACCCUGGAGGGAAGAACAUCAGUCUGGCCAGCAGUAACACCUGUCAGGUAGUGGCCUGUGUAGGCAGUGAGCUGUACUACCUGGAACUGGUACAGGGGGACAUCAAACAGGUCAGCACCUCUACUAUGGAACAUGAGGUGGCGUGCGUGGACCUGACUCCCCUGAGAGACGGUGAAGAGAAGUCACACCUCUGUGCUAUUGGUCUGUGGACAGACAUCUCAGCCAGAGUUCUCAGUCUCCCAGACUUCCAGAGUCUCCAUGUGGAAAUGCUGGGAGGAGAGAUAAUACCAAGGUCCAUUCUGAUGACGACUUUUGAGGGCAUCCACUAUCUCCUGUGUGCCCUGGGAGAUGGUUCUCUAUUCUACUUUAAUUUCAACAUUGACACAGGAUACUUCUCGGAGAAGAGGAAAGUGACCCUGGGUACACAACCAACAGUUUUACGAACAUUUAGAUCUCUGUCUACAACAAAUGUGUUUGCAUGUUCAGACCGGCCAACUGUGAUAUAUUCCAGUAAUCAUAAACUUGUUUUCUCCAAUGUCAACUUAAAAGAAGUCAAUCACAUGUGUCCAUUGAAUUCAGAAGGAUACCCUGACAGUUUGGCAUUAGCUAAUGACAGUACUCUUACCAUUGGAACUAUAGAUGAAAUUCAGAAGUUACACAUUAGAACAAUACCAUUAGGAGAGUCCCCCAGGAGAAUAGCAUACCAAGAGUCCUCUCAGACCUUUGGUGUCAUCUCCAUGCGGAUGGACUUACAGGACAGCAACGGUUUGAACCCCACACGACCCAGUGCCAGCACACAUGCAGCAAUGACCAGUUCGAGUUCCAGUGGAAAGGUUUCCAUGGGUACCAGUUCCAUGGGAGAACACUCCACUGGGGAUGAAGUGGAGGUCCAUUCCUUGCUGAUCAUUGAUCAACACACAUUUGAAGUGCUACAUGCCCAUCAACUAAUGCCCAAUGAGUUUGCCACUAGUCUUAUAUCAGCCAAACUUGGGGAGGAUCCAUGUACAUACUACAUUGUGGGGACAGCACUGGUUCAUCCUGAGGAGGCGGAGCCUAAACAGGGAAGAAUCAUCAUCUUCCAUUUCCACGAUGGUAAAUUAAAUCAAAUUGCUGAGAAAGAAAUCAAAGGUGCUGCAUAUACUCUGGUGGAAUUUAAUGGAAAGUUAUUGGCCAGCAUCAACAGCACUGUGCGGCUAUUUGAGUGGACGGCGGAGAAAGAGUUGAGGAUAGAGUGCAAUUAUUUUAAUAGUAUUGUGGCAUUGUAUCUGAAGACAAAGUGCGACUUCAUUCUGGUGGGAGACCUGAUGCGGUCCAUUACACUGUUACUCUACAAACCAAUGGAGGGCACUUUGGAAGAGAUUGCAAGGGACUGCAAUCCAAACUGGACUACAGCAGUUGAGAUCUUAGAUGAUGACAAUUUCCUUGGAGCAGAAAACUCCUUUAAUUUAUUCACAUGUCAAAAAGACAGUGCAUCUACCACAGAUGAAGACAGACAAAAUUUACAAGAGGUCGGAAUGUUCCAUCUUGGUGAAUUUGUUAACGUAUUUAGACAUGGCUCUCUGGUGAUGCAGCACUCGGGAGAGACCAGCACACCUACUCAAGGUUCUGUUUUGUAUGGGACGGUCAACGGGGCUGUGGGUCUGGUAACACAAGUUCCUCAAGAAUUUUACACUUUUCUUCAAGAUGUUCAGUCACGAUUGGCUAAAGUUAUCAAGAGUGUUGGGAAAAUAGAACACUCAUUUUGGCGAUCUUUCCACACAGAAAGAAAGACAGAGGCCUGUGAAGGGUUUAUUGAUGGCGACCUGAUAGAGAGCUUCCUAGAUCUGAACAGAGACAAAAUGCAGGAAACUGUUAAAGGACUACAGAUUGAUGAUGGAAGUGGCAUGAAAAGGGAAGCAACUGUUGAUGAUCUGGUGAAAAGCAUAGAGGAGUUAACACGAAUUCACUGAAGAAAUCCCACCUUCAAACUAGUUGAACAUGUAUAUAUAGAAUUAUGAAAUCUCAAUUUGGUUUAUGCCAUUGGAUGUCUUGUACAAGAAGGAAUCAACUUUGUAAAUAUGAACUUUUAGGUCUUCGAUUGUACAUGUACAUAUUGACUGUUUUAUUGAAAGUACUGUGUGUAGUACUUAAAGCAUUGUUUCUUGAUAUGUCCAUUAAAUUAUCAAAUGUAAUUCAA
This is a messenger RNA of Ostrea edulis (European flat oyster), 3727 nucleotides long. Its product is annotated as DNA damage-binding protein 1-like. Gene Ontology annotation, cellular component: site of double-strand break; nucleus. Lineage: Eukaryota; Metazoa; Mollusca; Bivalvia; Ostreida; Ostreidae. Gene Ontology annotation, biological process: proteasome-mediated ubiquitin-dependent protein catabolic process; DNA repair. The transcript has 28 exons. Gene Ontology annotation, molecular function: nucleic acid binding; protein binding. The coding region runs from base 81 to 3500 and encodes 1139 amino acids. The record is from RefSeq and is a predicted model, not a curated record.